AUGGGCCUCCACGUCCCGCCCCAGAACCCCGCCGCCGAUGACCAGCGUGCCAAGUCAGCGGCCCUGGACGCAGAGGUGGACAUGACGAGCGGCCAGGUGGACGAGCCGGUCGAGGGCGUGUUUGUGCACGUCGGACGGGUGAUACCCUACUUCCGCAACGCGCGCAAUGUGCUCGUUUUCAAGCUCGACGUCAUGCUGCUGGCCUGGAUGUUCCUGGCCGGCAUCAUGAAGGAGAUGGACCAGUCGGCCACGACGCAGGCAUACGUCUCGGGCAUGCGGGAGGCGCUGCAUCUGCGCGGCAACGAGCUGGUCGAGUUCAACACGUACUUCUCCGUCGGCUACGCGCUGGGGCUGGUGCCAGGGCAGUUGAUCCAGACCAGGUUCCGCCCUUCCAUCUUCCUCCCGCUGUGCGAAAUCAGCUGGGGCAUGCUCGUACUCUUCACGCACAUAACGCCCAACGCGCAAACCAUCUUCGGCCUCCGAUUCUUCCUCGGCCUCUUCUCAUCCGCUUUUUGGCCGUCGGUCGUGGCGCUCAUCUUCAACUGGUACACACCCGCCGAGCUCGCGCUGCGCGUCGCCUGCUUCACCAUCUGCGACGUGGCCGGCGCCAUGUUCCUGGGCGCCCUGCAGGCGGCGCUGUACCGCGACAUGGACGGCGUGCACGGCCUAGCCGGCUGGCAGUGGCUGUUUGUCAUCUCGGGCGCCGCCACCGUCGGCCAGGGCCUGCUCGCCUUCGUGACGGUGCCCGACUCGCCCGAGACGACGCGCGCGUUGUGGCUGACCUCUGCCGAGCGGCGCCUGGCCCGCACACGCAUGGCCGAGUUCGGCGUCGCCACCCAGAAGCGCAUCCCGGCGUCGGUGCUGCGCCGCAAGCUGCGUGAGCUGGCCGUCCACCCCAUCACCUACUUCUUCCUGUUCGCCUUUGCCUUUAGUGCCUGGGCCCACCGCGCCAACUCGUACUUUGUGCUGUACCUGGAGAGCAUCCGCGACGCGGCCACGGGGCAGCGUGUGUACGACACGUACCACGUCAACAUCCUGCCCCUGGGCGGCUACGCGCUGCAGAUCGUCACCAACCUGGUGCUCAACCACCUUUCGGACCGCUUCCGGUGGCGAUGGCAGAUCAGCGUGCUGUCUGCCGCCGCUCACGGCACCUGCCUGGCCGUGCUGUGCGGCUGGCCGGCCGACGACCGAGUUGUUCUCGCCUUUUACUUCCUGACCUUUGCCACCAACGCCGGCGGCCCGUCGUUGAUGGCCUGGUUUGCUGAGAUCCUGCGCCGCGAGCCCGAGGCACGCUCCAUCAUUGUGGCCAUGACGGUCACUGUCGUCUACAUCGGGCACGCCACCAUCCCACUGCGCGCGUUCCGGGUUGCCGACGCGCCUCGUUAUCCCAUCGGCUUCCCGCUGGCCACUGCGUUUACGGCUGUCACCAUCCUCGUGCAGCUCGGCAUGCUGUGGUGGGACAGGCAGCAUCCCGACAUGGCCGAGACGGGGUAUAGCGGCGAGGCGGUGGAGGCAUCAAACGUCGAAGUUGACGAGGAGAAGCAGGAAAGGUAA
Gaeumannomyces tritici R3-111a-1 is the source of this 1554-nucleotide messenger RNA. RefSeq lists its product as hypothetical. Lineage: Eukaryota; Fungi; Ascomycota; Sordariomycetes; Magnaporthales; Magnaporthaceae. Gene Ontology annotation, molecular function: transmembrane transporter activity. The transcript is spliced from 2 exons. Gene Ontology annotation, cellular component: membrane. Bases 1 to 1554 code for a protein of 517 amino acids. Gene Ontology annotation, biological process: transmembrane transport. The record is from RefSeq and is a predicted model, not a curated record.